GAAAAUCCAAGAGAAAAAAAAAAAGGUUCCUUUAUUUUUCCUUCAUUUGUUCAUAUAAUGAAUAUAUCACCUUCACAAUGUGGUAGUAGUGGUUGUGAGCCUGGUUGGACAUUUUACUUGGAUCAAUCCUCUUACUACUCACAAACUCAGCGUCCAAAUGAAGAAUAUGUAGGAAAAGGAGGUAUAUUCAUGGCUGACGAAGCUGCUGAGGUGGACUUAUCAAUGGUAUCUGAUGCAUCUUCUGGUCCAAAACGUUACUAUGAUGAUUAUGAUCAAUGCUCUGAACCAGUUAAGAAAAGAAGCAAAGCCAAAAAGAAAAUCAAAGAACAUGGUGUUGAUGAUGACACUGCAACCUCCCCUUUAACAAGUUUUUCCAAGAAGAGUAGCUGCAAGAAGUUGGACUUUUCACAAAGCUUCUCUGGUACAUGUUUUAAGGGUAAAUCAACAUUGCACUUGAAACCUGGAAACAAAGCAGGUACAAAAGAUUCAGGUGAUUUUCAAGAAAGAAACUGGGACUGACAAAAGGGUAGACUGUCACAGCUUUUGUCUCAAAGGGAUCUUGUUACUCCAUUUUCUAUUCUUGUUUCAUUUUCCUUUUUCCAAUUCUACUUAUUUAUCUGCUCCUGCAAAUGCAAUGGGAAACAACCCAUGGACAUUAAAAAUAAGUUAAGUUUCUGUCAUUGGGGGUGUAUAUAUAUUAUAUAUGCAUAUGUAUAUAUAUUUUAUCAAUGAUGACAUGAUAAGGUCACUUGUGAAAA
Molecule: messenger RNA, 758 nt
Organism: Gossypium raimondii (Peruvian cotton)
Lineage: Eukaryota; Viridiplantae; Streptophyta; Magnoliopsida; Malvales; Malvaceae
Product: protein SOB FIVE-LIKE 5
Exons: 4
Coding region: 58-519 (153 amino acids)
Biological process (GO): cytokinin biosynthetic process
Source: RefSeq, a predicted model, not a curated record